AUGCAGAUCGCCGAGAUCCUCUCAGACCUAACUUCCCUCCGCGUCUGCGAUCCCGCCGCAGCCCUCUCCCUCGUCUCCGCGCGCCCACAUCCUUCCCCUUCAAGCUUGAAACCUAUUACCAGUGCCACCAAAAAAGAAGACGACACGGAUUUGAAGCGCGCAAAGGAUCUGGUGGAGCUGCAUUACGCGGUCAAAGUGGCGCAUGGAGACGGAGAACCGGAUCAGGAGCUUGUGGAGUUGAGGGGCAGUGUGAGGAGGGCCGUUGGGGCGCGGUGA
This is a messenger RNA of Mytilinidion resinicola, 276 nucleotides long. RefSeq lists its product as uncharacterized. The coding region runs from base 1 to 276 and encodes 91 amino acids. Lineage: Eukaryota; Fungi; Ascomycota; Dothideomycetes; Mytilinidiales; Mytilinidiaceae. The record is from RefSeq and is a predicted model, not a curated record. The transcript is spliced from 2 exons.